AUGGGAGGACAAGCAACGUUCGCGGGCGUCCCGCUGUCGCUCAUCUCGCUCGUAACGCUCACUGUGCAGAACUCUGCCUUGACGAUCGUACUGCACUACAGCCGGAUCUCGGUGCCCAAGGACAAGAUGUACAGCGCAGCGAGCGCAGUUUUGCUCAACGAGCUGCUCAAGGGCGCCAUCUCGCUCUCCAUCGCGUUUCGGAAUGCGGUCAAGGCGGCACCCUCGUCUGGCAACGACUACUCGCGGCUUGAAACGGCGGACGAGCACGAACGGCGAAGAGGGCCUGUGCACGGCGAGGCGGUCAGUGUAGAGCGGAUACAGGCAGGCGGGCGGAAAAUGUGGCGGGAGGUAUUCAGCAGCGACUGCUGGAAACUCUCAAUCCCAGCAUGCCUCUACGUCGUCCAGAACAAUCUUCAAUUCGUCGCCGCCUCGAACCUCGACGUCCCAACCUUCCAAGUCACCUACAACCUGAAAAUUCUUACUACCGCCCUCUUCUCCGUCUUCCUCCUGCGAAGACGAUUAUCGGCGCGGAAAUGGCUCGCUUUGCUGUUCCUCGCGGCAGGCGUUGGUGUCGUCCAGCUCCAAUCGUCGACAGCAUCGGGUUCGACGUCGCACGGCUCGCACGAGAUGGACAAGUACAAGGGGCUCGCGGCCGUCUUUUGCGCCUGCAUGACCUCCGGCCUCGCAGGCGUCUACUUCGAGAUGGUCCUCAAGGGCAGCAAGGCCGACCUCUGGAUCCGAAACGUCCAGCUAUCCUUCUUCUCCCUCCUUCCCGCCGCCACGGCCGUCUUCGCUCCCGGUUUCCGCCUCUUUGGCGGCGGCUCAACCACUCCAAACCCGACCGCUGGACAGCCGGUCUUUGCAAACUUUGGCGGGUGGGCAUGGGCGGUCGUGUUAAUCCAGGUCUUCGGUGGACUUGUCACGGCGCUGGUCAUCCGGUACAGCGACAACAUCAUGAAGGGCUUUGCGACCUCACUCGCCAUCGUCCUGUCCUUCUGCGCCGGAAUCGUCCUUUUCGACUUCCAGGUCACCCUCUCCUUCCUCGUCGGCACUUGCAUGGUCGUUGCGAGCACGUACAUGUACAACUCGCCAGACGCACCUCGACGGUCCGGCACCGACAGCCCGCUCCCCUCCUCCCUCCCCUCCCCCUCACUCGCCAAGGGUCCCUUCAUCCCUGCGAUUUCGGCGCGCGGCCUCUCAGGCUCGAAUCCCAUCUCAUCCCAUUCCUACACUCCAGCCGCCAACUUCGCUCUCCACGCAACCGCAUCCGGCACAACCCCUUCCAUGGCCGAAGCAGCCGGCCUCGCCUCAGCAUCUUACAGGCGUUCUGUCUCGGGCCCGCUAGGCGCGCAAACGCCCGAUCACUCGGUCGCGGUCUUCCCGCUCGACAACCGCCGGUCCCUCGAACACACCCACAGCCACAGCGCCAACACCUCGCUCUACGACCCGCCUCGGGACAGCGUACCACCCCCAGCGCACCAGUUUGCGUUCCCGGCGUCUGUGCCGGGCAGCCCGCAAGACCCGCUUCGACCGCUUGCCCGGGUGCGAGCCGCGGAACAAGCGGCGACGAACGGGACGGGCAUGCCUGAGCGGAAGGACAGCAUGCCAAUUAUGGCGGACCCAGUGGCAGGCGAGGGGUACUCGAGUGGAAGGGCACCGGGAACGCCGGCGAGUCCUGACCCGAACGUGAGGAGUAGGAGUCCGUUGCCGAGGACUGCAUAA
Molecule: messenger RNA, 1722 nt
Organism: Rhodotorula toruloides NP11
Lineage: Eukaryota; Fungi; Basidiomycota; Microbotryomycetes; Sporidiobolales; Sporidiobolaceae
Product: UDP-galactose transporter
Exons: 7
Coding region: 1-1722 (573 amino acids)
Biological process (GO): pyrimidine nucleotide-sugar transmembrane transport
Cellular component (GO): Golgi membrane
Molecular function (GO): UDP-galactose transmembrane transporter activity
Source: RefSeq, a predicted model, not a curated record